Molecule: messenger RNA, 1220 nt
Organism: Porites lobata
Lineage: Eukaryota; Metazoa; Cnidaria; Anthozoa; Scleractinia; Poritidae
Source: the annotation of a GenBank genome assembly
AUGGAAUGUUUUACAAAUGGAUACCAGGCACUCACAGAUCUGGAAUCCAAAGAAAAUCUGUCGUACGAAGGAAUAAAAAACGAUCUCGACAAAAUUAGUUCCGGCUGGGAAGAUCUCGAAAAAGAGACGUUGUCCACAUUAAAAGAAACCAUGGAAUAUUUCACUCAGUUGACGGAAAGUGAACCGAAAAAAUCAGAAGCUGAGACAAUUUUGACAAGAGCCAAGCUGCUUGAAGAGAAGUUUCGCACUCUGUUGGCAAGGUAAGGACACCAGCCAUGCGGUAUUAACUUUUAAGAAGACUUUGAAUGCCCCACCUGUUGACUGGAAGCUUAUCUAUAAGGGUAAUUAGGAGGUCACAGAUUUUAUUACACUUUGAUAUUUUCAGCGGUGCUGCUAUAUAAGCUGAUGACGAAAAAGUCGAAAAUUAAUAAUCGUCAAAAAAUCUUAACAGCUCUGGAUGACUGACCAAGAAGGCUUAAAAUCUGGUUAAACUACACUGAAAGAUUUUUCGAUGAUAAAGUUAUAUGACAACUUACGGGGUAAUUUUAAUCAGUUCCCAAUUAUUUGUUACCCAUAUAUACGUAAUCCUACUCAAAUAAUAAACUUUCUGUGCAUUUGGUUUAAAUUUGCCAGCUUUUCUCACUUGCUUUUCUGAGUCUGAUCUGAUGACUUGCCAAUAUGCGUUGUCAAUCAAUUAAGUAAACUUUUGUUCCAGGGAAAGGUUCCCAGCCAACAAAAAUUUAGCCUUCCAGAGAAUGAAACAUCGAAAAACUAGUAAACGAUGACUCAUCUGACUCCAUUCUCGGCCAUUCGAUGUGAUGUCCGUAUGUGAACGAGGAACAAUCUAUCCGAAUGAGUCCACUGAUAAAUGAUAAUAUACUUUCAGGCAUACAAAGAUUGGAGCGCGAGCAAAUGUAUAUCCUAGUCUUGUUGAAGAGCGGUACCAAUACUCCGAGACAAUGAAAAACAACAUUGUGACGCACGGAAGACGUGCCUGGAUUUUGUUUUUCAGUCCUAGGACUGAUCCUUGGUGGAGUCAUAGCGUGGACGGCAUGGAACAGCCAGAUUCUUCCUGCAGUUUUUGGUGUUCUGAUCGGGGGAGGUGCAUUAUUGAUAAUUGGCGGGUUGGUUUACUUCAUUUUUGCCGCUGUCGCGGAAAGAGGGGUCAGGAAAUGGAAGCAACUGUAGCAAGGAGUGUCGCACUUGCAAGAUACGGCUAA